Poecilia latipinna (sailfin molly) is the source of this 2516-nucleotide messenger RNA. It is a transcript of the gene fgf2, whose product is annotated as fibroblast growth factor 2. Gene Ontology annotation, molecular function: growth factor activity. NCBI's taxonomy places the organism in Eukaryota, Metazoa, Chordata, Actinopteri, Cyprinodontiformes, Poeciliidae. Bases 1486 to 1953 code for a protein of 155 amino acids. The record is from RefSeq and is a predicted model, not a curated record. The transcript is spliced from 3 exons.
AAGAAUAUAAAACCUUAAAAAUUAAAACUUGUUCUUCUGAUAACCUUACUAAUAAUUAUUGUGGUAUUUAUGUUAGAAGAUUGCUCCAAGAGUCCUCUCGGUUGUGAGGACCAGAUAUAUCUGCCAGUCUGUCCAGGGGGCAGGUUUUUUAGGUUAAACCCAAACUCCAAGUGGAUAUUAUAUGGCCAGAAAUUAAUUAUGAUGUUCAGAUCCACCUCACAGAUUGAAACACAGCAGAUAAUCAGAGAUGUGAAGUAACUAGUUAUAUUUACAAUAGCAGAAUUUGCACAAAGCUAUAGAUCUCAUCUGAUAUUUUAAAAUAUUAAAUCUGAGGUGUUGUUACACAAUACUUAGGUAGUUUUUUUUACAAAACACUUUUUUACUCUUACUUUUUUAAGUUUGCAGAGUACACUUGAACCAGAAUACCUGAGUGAUCUAGAAGAUUGAUACAAUAGCAGAUUUUGGUUCUAAGCCAUUCAGUGCGUCAUAAACUAACAGAAGUAUUUUAAAGUCUAUCCUCUGAGCUGCAGGGAGCCAGUUAAGGACUCUGGAACUGGGGUGAUGUGCCCUGUCUUCCUGGUUCUAGUGAGAACAUGAGCAGCAGCGUUCUGCAGACAGACCUGUAAAGGGAAUGUUGCAGUACUGAAUUCAACUGAAGAUAAAGAACAUGGAUGAGUUUCUCAACAUGAAGAACAGUAAUCCUAAAACUGUUCUUCAAGUUGAAAAUAACAGUUACACUAAUUCAGUGAAGCUUUCAUUUCUCAGCAAGUUCCUGGGCUUUCUGUUAGAAAUAGUUUAUUAUGAGCGAAUUUCCCUCUGAGUCACUGGGAUGGCUUCUUAAGCCUUCUUUUCCUGCUCUGGGAGUGAAUGAAUGAAAACAGUGGUUCUGUUCACAUACUGCUGCUGCUGAUGGUUCUGGUUUCAGUUCUCUGAGGCUUCAGUGACAGAUUCCAAGCUGCCCGUCCCCCUUUCCCAACCUCUACUGGGUUGGCUGGUUAAAUUGGCGAGGAUUAGUGGGCGUGAGCAUUGCGUGUGUGUGUGUGUGUGUGUCUGGUUGCUCCUAGGGCGCAUGCGAACUGAGGCCCAAAAGGGAAAGCCUUCAUCAGAGAUCUAAGCCAGCUGCACUGCUUCAACUGCAAGAAGAGAGUUGAACUGAAGGGAUCUGCAUGCAAACCCUUCUGCAUGUACGCCAGAGAGGCAGCCAGCUCUACAGGCAGCAGAUCAAACUGCUACAACUAUGAGAAAUGAAUGAUUCCAAUCAGAUUGAUCCCUCUAGAUUCUCAGGCCUUAAAGGGCACUUUCCGCCCUGACAGGGGGCUUCUCAGGAGUACUGACCUCUGAGGUUAAGUGGAAUCAGUCUGUGUGAAGGGCUGCGGAGAAGGGGAGGAGGGAGAAGUUUGUGGGAGGUGGGAGGCCACGGCGGGGCUCCUGCACUUCUCAAGAAGGAGACGAAGCAGUUGUCAGGAAGCAGCUUGAAAGGAGGAGAUGGCCACGGGAGAAAUCACAACUCUUCCCGCUGUACCUGAGGACGGCGCCAGUGGUGGCUUUCCUCCUGGGAGCUUCAAGGACCCCAAGAGGCUGUACUGUAAAAACGGAGGCUUUUUUCUGAGAAUUAAACCCGACGGAGGUGUGGAUGGAAUCCGGGAGAAAAGCGACCCUCACAUAAAGCUUCAGCUACAGGCGACCUCAGUGGGAGAGGUGAUCAUCAAAGGAGUUUGUGCAAACCGUUAUCUGGCGAUGAACAGAGAUGGACGGCUGUUUGGAGCAAGACGACCAACAGACGAGUGUUACUUCCUUGAGAGACUUGAGAGCAACAACUACAACACCUACCGCUCCAGGAAGUACCCAAACAUGUACGUGGCGCUGAAGAGGACUGGCCAGUACAAGUCCGGGAGCAAAACCGGACCGGGUCAGAAGGCCAUUCUCUUUCUACCAAUGUCGGCAAAGUGCUAACCGGGUGUCAGACAGAGAGAGAGCAACGUCUUUGGGACGAUGUGAAGCCAAUGACCGCAGUGUUGGAUUGGCUUUGCUUAAAACAGCUGUGACGAUCUAACUACUUCCUCUGGAACGUGUGAUUAAUUCAGCUUUAAAUCCAAACGCUACCACAUAUUUAAAUGCAUUGCUCCAGGUUUAGUCCACAGAGAGCAGCUAUUCAGCAACUAGAGCCAAAAAACAGGAACACUUCCAGACUGUUACAUUUUCACAUUUAAUAGAUAAAAAUUAGCUUUUAAAGCCGUCUUUUGUCUAUGUAACAGAAUUUGUUCAAAAUCAGAGUCAGCUUAACUGAUUUAAAUUUGAAAGAAAGUAUUAAAUUAAAUAUUUAAUACUUUGUAUAGUAAAUAAUGCAUUUUAUAUCAACCACCACAAUGUGCUUCAGCAGCAGUAACAAAACCUAAUCCUGAGAUGGGCUGAAACGAUUAAUCCGAUUAAUCGUCAUUAAUCGAUUUUUGAAACAAUUGUCAAUUAAUUCAGUAAUCAAUUAAUGGCACACCAACUCAAAAAAAAGGCCAUUUGCU